GAAGUUGGAUAACUUAGUUUUGUCUUCACACUGUCUCAAUAACUUAGUUCAACAAAUUUUCAAACUAGAAAAGUAAAAGAGACACCGUAGCGCUUUAUUCGCAAACAAACCGCCGUAAUCCCAAUCUUCACCGGAAAAACAACCGGAACUACGCCGGCGAAGAACAACCGUAUUCCAGAAAUCUCCGAUUUGGUUUCCGUUUCCUCCAAAACCGUUCGAACCAGCUUGCCAGGAGCUCAAUAGUCACGUGCACUGCGUGCGGGGAGAUGGAUAGUUCUAGACCGUUAAGACAGAGAAGUGUGAGCCGUUGUGGUAGUUUUGGAGAUUCGGUGGUUACAGCCGUUGAUGAUGGUGCAGAGAAGGAAGGUAGUUCAGCAGAGGCUGUAGAGCCGUCGGAAAUGAAGCGCGUCUUGACGGAAGAAUCAAUUUUGAAGAAAUCACCUCUAACAUACUUCUUGGAGAAAGUUUCCAAUGGAAAUUCUUUAUGGAACACAACAACUCUUGGGAAUGAAAAAGGAAGAGAACGAGUUUAUGACACCAUCUUCCGCGUCCCAUGGAGAUGUGAAUUGCUUAUAGAUGUUGGCUGCUUUGUCUGCUUCAAUUCAUUUCUAUCAUUGUUAACUAUCGUGCCAGCAAGGGUUGUAAUGACCUUUUGGAAGCUUCUGAGAACAAGGAAGUUCAAGAGGCUGUCCACAAUCGAGUUGUCGGACUUUGGCUGUUUUAUAAUUGUGGCUUGUGGAAUCACCGUUUUGCAGCAAAUAGAUAUCAGCUUAAUAUAUCACAUAAUCCGUGGUCAAGCAACAAUCAAAUUGUAUGUGAUCUACAAUGUAUUAGAGAUAUUUGAUAAAUUAUGUCAAAGUUUUAACGGGGAUGUGUUGCAAAUGUUAUUUCAUUCUGCUGAAGGACUUGCAAGGUGUCCUCCUGAAACGCAAAGCAUGAGAUUCUGGAUAUGGAGAUUUAUUUCUGACCAAGUUUUAGCUGUUGUUACAACUAUUGUUCAUUCUUUUAUUUUAUUAGCUCAGGCAAUCACUUUAUCAGCAUGCAUUGUUGCUCACUACAAUGCACUACCAGCUUUGCUGGUGUCAAAUAAUUUUUCUGAGAUCAAAAGCUAUGUGUUUAAGGGAUUCAAGAAGGAUAAUGUCCACAGUAUGAUGUACUUUGAUUCUAUAGAGAGAUUCCACAUCUCAACAUUUAUCUUAUUCGUUUUGGCUCAAAAUAUUCUGGAGGCAGAAGGCCCCUGGUUUCAAGGCUUUCUCAUUAAUGCGCUUUCAGUUUACCUAUGUGAAGUGGCUAUUGAUAUAAUCAAGCAUUCAUUCAUUGCCAAAUUCAAUGACAUAACUCCCACUGCAUACUCUGAGUUCCUCGAAGCUUUAUGUAAACAGACUCUACAUAUGCAAAGUGAGGACGCAAAGAAAAAUUUGAAAUUUGUCCCUCUUGCUCCAGCGUGUGUGAUCAUUCGAGUUAUGGCUCCAGUAUACGCUGCCAAUCUUCCUUACAAUCCCCUUCCGUGGAAACUUUUCUGGAUUAUGCUAUUUUCAGCAAUAACCUACAUUUUACUCACAAGCCUCAAAAUUCUAAUUGGCUUGGUUCUGAAUAAACAUGCCACUUGGUAUGUUAACCGCUGUGAAAGGAGGAAGCAUCAUCUUCAUGCAGAUUAGAUUAAUUCAGGGACCUACUAACAUGAUGCACUUUGAUAUUUAAAGAUUCCUUUGUUUGUGUCUGAAGCUUACAAACGGAAAUAACUUCAUAAGAUAGCGAAUUGACUUAGGGGUCAUCAUCAGCACUUGGCAAGUAUAUGUAAACAACUUGAAGUUCGUCCAGAAGGUUUUUGAAUUUGCAGAUGAGCCAAAGCUUAGUGGGUGGUAGUUCCUCCUUUGCAGUAGAGUUUUUACAAAAUGAGGAAAUGAAGUUAGUGUUGUGCAUUAUUGAUAGCACCCAUUUGGACUUCCAACACCAAGAAAUUACAUAAACUUAUAGUUUGUAUGUUGUAUUAUUUAUGACUAUAAUCAUGCUAGAAUUCUUUGAACAUGAAGUAUGUGGAAUAUAUGACAAAUUGAGAAGAAAGACACUGUUUCCUUUUGGGGGAAUGUAUGUUUGGUGGCAUGGCAUGGUCUCAAAGCUCUUUACUUGGUGAUGGGGCCAAUGGCCUGAGCUCUUUAUUGUUGGAAUAACUAAGGUACAUAAUAAUAACUAAGGUACAUAAUUUGUGU
This is a messenger RNA of Medicago truncatula (barrel medic), 2210 nucleotides long. RefSeq names its product protein POLLEN DEFECTIVE IN GUIDANCE 1. Gene Ontology annotation, cellular component: endoplasmic reticulum membrane. The record is from RefSeq and is a predicted model, not a curated record. Lineage: Eukaryota; Viridiplantae; Streptophyta; Magnoliopsida; Fabales; Fabaceae. The coding region runs from base 267 to 1658 and encodes 463 amino acids. The transcript is spliced from 11 exons.